AGUCGAGAUUACGAACCCAAAAUAAAAGACAACGAGAUUUUACGUCCUCCAUAUUGCUAGUAUACUGCUAAUGCAUGCUGUUCGAAAUAGGGAAAACUACACAACAACAAAAACGCGGAAUUGAUUCGACCAUUUUUAUUCCACGAACGAUUGCAGUCGAGCACUUUUAUAUGUAUCACGAAGUCACCAGCCGCUAAUUCUAUAUAACUUUCAUAGCCAGUUGAGGUGAAAGUAAUCAUUUGGAAGUUUUUCAGAGAACCUCUAUUUUGAUGAAUGAAUUUAACCAGCCACUGCUAACCCAGGAGUCAACAUAGAGCCGUAAAAGUGCAUCACCGUGGCUAAAGAGAGCAAGCAAAUAAAGCCAUCUUCACUUUGAUGUCAAUUGGAUGAGGAAUAAUGUCUGCGUGAUAACAGUACAUCUGCAGUAUCGCCAUCCAAAUUAGGCCAUCAGAUUACUCCACACUUAGUCAUUUUCAAAAUAAACGGGUGUAUAUUGUUGUAGAUAUGGAAGAAAAUAUAUAGGCCCUCCUUUCUCUAAAGAAGAUCAAAGCAAUAAUAAAUCUCUGUUUUGGUGAUUAAUCCGAAAGUUAUAUUUUUAAGUUGAUUAUAUUACACUGGCUUGCACAAAAUGAAUUGAAAGUGCUCUUCUACAAAUCAGAUUAGUUAUCGUUUGGUAGGAAUCAGAUAUAUCGCCACAGUGGGAAGAUUGAAUGCAGGAUGACGAAACGCUGAAGUCCAGAACCAGUAGAGAUGAAAUGCUUGUAAAGGAAAUAGCUAGUUAUCUUCAAAGUGUAGUAACCCUUCUACUAUUCAAUGUGAGCUGACGUCGAUCUAAGCACCGUUCUGCAUUCUCUCAACUUCAAUACUGCGACAAAAUCCAGUCUUCCACUUUUUUCCCUACAAACUGGUCUGUCGUCCGAAAUAAAGAUGGGGAGGUAACCAAGGAAGAAGUUGGUUACAUUGUGUAGCUGGGUGUGUUUCCAGAACGAUUCCUUCUCCUGUGCGAGUGAGAAAGAAGUAUUGUUCCUGAAAGACUGAUUGUUUAGCCUACAAGCCCAAGGUGAUAACUGAUUUUUCCUGUGCCCUUCUGCUGAUUCGUUCUUAGGCCAGGAGGACCAGUAUGGUAUGCCAGUGGCUACCAUGGCCAACCCUCCUGAGCACGACUUUGCUCCAUCUUGGCUCAAAAUCCCCAAUGACAACCAGCUUAUAGCGAAACCUCAUUCAGACCAAAGAGCAGGCUCUAAGUACCCGUCACACCACCAUUCUGAUGUGGGUCGCCAGCGUAGCAGACACCCCUCUAACGAGUCGUUCCCUGGCUUUCCACCCCGUCAUCCCCCGCAACCCCCCAACAUUCAUGGAUACCGCAGCCGAGAUGAGAAGAGAUAUCGACCCGGACCCCGCUAUCACUCACUAGAUGACCCUCUACGCCACUCUGAGCUUCCCAGCGCCUACGCACCCCUCAACCAACAUAACGGCUUCCUUCCCCCACCCCCUGCGAUGGGCUACUUUCCCUCUUCACUCGACUAUGGUUUCCACCCCAAGCGUGGCGGACCACUGCCCCUCCAUCACAACCUCAACCGGCUCGACCCCCAUGGCUACCACCAUGGAGGAAGGGGCUAUGGAGGUGGUGAUGGGGGGCGUGGUCGCUAUGGUAGUGGUGGUGGUGGUAGACAUGGGCGCGGUGGAGGUGUGAAUAACAAGGCUGGUCCUGAAAAUGGGGAAUCUAACAGUGUGGAGAAUGGAGGAGGAGCUGGAAGUGGAAGUGGAGCUGGAGGAGGAAGUGGUGGAGGAAGAAAAAGCGAUGCAGCCAGUGUCAAAGGAGACGAAGGGAAAACCAAUGGAGACAAAAGUGCCUUAUCAAGUCAUGACUUCCCUUCAUUAUCUGGUGAUGCUGACCAUGACGUCAAAAAUGAAUCCUCGAAACCUGCUGGAGCAUGGGAGAAACGGCCAGGCACCUCGAACAUCAGCAUAGGUGGAAAGAAACUGCAGCUGGUCCAGAAGUCAUCGACGAUUAGCGACUUGCCAACCACCAAUGGCUCUCAACCCGCUGCAAGCAAAAUGUCGCCCUCUGGUGUCAAUGGUGUGAGCAACCUGACUUCAGGUAGCAAGACUAGCGGGGUUCAGCAGGCUGUGCAGAACAAGGGUGCUAAGACUGGGCGUGGGGCAGUGCCUCUCUCCUCUGUUAGCUCCAGUGUGUACAAGUCGCUUGUUCCAAAGUCUUCGGCUCCAACCAAGGCCACCACACCCAGGAAAGCCAUUGCUAAAGAAGUUGUUAUCCGCCCAGCACCGGUCAUCAGUAAUAAAGACAAAUCAGCACUUCCUCCUACGUCAUCGUCAUCUUCUUCACCAUCACUGUCAUCUUCGAUGUCCUCAUCGUCAUCAUCCUCGUCAUCCACUUCAUCAUCAACAUCUUUGCCAUCUCCCUCGAGCAACGCAGUUUCAUCACAACCCUCUUCAAAUCCAUUAGUGAAAGAGCAGGGCUCUCCGCGCUCGACCUCUGCCAUAGACAUUCCUACCCCUCGCAUGGUGACGGGGUCAAAGGUCAAGCGGACGGACAAGGUGGAUUUUCUGAAGGAGCUUCGUCGCACCGGGAGCGUUGACUCGCCGAGAUUACCCUUCAGCAGCGAGCCCUUGGUUAAUGGCACUGAUCACUACACUAGCAACCACAAUGACCAAUCCGGUCAAUAUCACAAUUACCAUAAGUCUUCCACAAAGCAGUACGAAAAGACAAACUCAACUACCAUUUAUCAGCAACCAGAUCCCUUUGAAGAUUUAGAUAUAGCCGAAGCUAGACAAGAUAGUAUAAUCAACACCCAUCUACCCAUCACCAAGUGCAAUGGCCAUUUUGACAAUGAAGGCGAGAACGCGGACGUCGACAACAUUGAUCAGGUCACCGAAAAUGGCGAAAUGGACAUGGCCCUCGAUGAGCAGAGUCUCUUAGACUGUCAGCCAAUGGAGCUUUCCAGUAGCUUAGAAGCAGAAAAGAGGUUACUCCAAGAGAUGGGUUGGCAUGAGCACAGUGACAAUGAAGAAGGUUAUGCACCGAUCACAGAAGACGAACUGAACGAGUUCAAGAUUAGAUCGCAGCAGAUGGGGAAGAAUGGUUUAAGUCGACCAACACAGCCUAUCAUCCUCAACCUCGUCCCGCACCCUGUCAUGAAUGCCAUCACAACCAUGACCAUCGAAGACGCAGAACUCAGCUCUUCCUCCGAUGAGUCAUCAGACGACGAAUUAUAGUAGCGGCUGGCCUCUGCUUCGGUAAUCAAAACAAAUUGAUCGUUGGUCUUUCUAACCUUGUGGAACACACUUUGCCCGGAGUUGUCCUCAUCGAAUCAGUGCUUCUCUUCAAUGCAAACCCUCGCAAUACAUCCAUGAUAAAUGACCGUGCCUCAAGAAUGCAACAGUAUUUUGUGUUCAAGUAUCCUGCGUGUUUGUAUUUUCUUCUGGGUAUUAAUAUUUGGGGUGAUGGUGAGACAUGAGCUCUCCAUGUUUCUUUCCUGUGAAUGUGAUCAUCGUUUCUGCUACACAGGAAAUGAUGGUUGAAAGAAUAGGAGGAUGUUGAUUCAAUAAGAUGCAACUUGAUAUAAGAGAAAGCUUUACAUAUACACCGAUGAUUUAUUUAAGGGUUUUUUCAUCUCCAAGAUGGUAAAUAAAAUCUCUGUAUUACAAACUUGUUAUUUUCAGUGGAUUCAACAUUAAAAACAGUAAAAGAAGUAAUGAUAUUGUGCCUUUUGUAAUAUUGACCCUGUAGAGGCAUACCAGGGGUGUUAAUGUACAAAGUUUUGCAGUCAGGUGACAUGACAUAUUGUCAUGUGACUUGUGAAUUUGUCAUGUGACUUGGAUGGUUAUUGUUCCUAUUUGGGGGAACCCUAGACGGGUAUUCUUGCCUCAAGUCACCCGCAUUAUGGUUGUGUACCAUUCAGAACCUUGGGAUGUAACUUGUUCUUCAACGCCUAUCUUCCAGGUUUAUACAACCCUGCACACUAUACACCCUACUUAAUGAAAAUGUUCAUGAGGGGAACACUGAACGAAUAUAAAACAACUUCACUGCAAUUAUAUCACUCACAUAGAUAUACAUAUCUGGAACUACACAUAUGUGCAUUUAUAUGAAGAGAUCAACAAUAAAAAAAAUCUAUAUAAGAUAUGGUUUUAGCAGAGUCAGGAAAUGGAUGGUAAUUUCUAGUUUUGUAACAUGUUAUUCCCAAGUGCUUAUUUUCUUAUGUUUGACCUAUGCCGUGAUCAUUCACUGAUGAUUCCAUAACGAAAAGUUUAAAAAAGGAAUGAAGAAAGAAAAAAAACGGGAGUGAAAGGAAAAUGUUUGAAAGGAAUCAUGUAUUAUCUUCCUAGAAAAAGAUCUAUAUAUAUUAUAUAUAUCAUAACUGUACUUCCAGUCUUGUGUGUCUUUUUUUUGUACUGAAACAAACAUUUUUAUUGCAGUUUGUAAGAUGAACAAUUUUUUUUUUACAACAAAUUGAUUUUGCACUGGACUGUGUUCCAUUUUCUCAUGUUAUCAUACAAAGAUCAUAUUCUGAUUUUUUUUCUUCAGCAGCUCAUUAGUUAAAAUAUCUCACUGUUCACAUUUCAUCAGGUUAUUUUGGUUAUUGGUCUCAUUAAAUUGCAACAAUUGUAGUAUUUGAGGAACAAGAAAAAUCUGUUUUGUGAAAUGACCCUUCCAUUUAUAGUUGAUGAAGCUUUCAUGUUGACUGUUUUCAAGCAUUUAUUUUUGUUUGUUUGAUAAUCCUCAUAGAAUUUAACAUUCUCACAGCUCUAUUGAUAAUAUAUAGACUUUAAAAUAUUACGAGUAAGAAACUGUCAGUAGCAGCAGCUGUGCGUAGAUUCUUUCAAAUUUGAGUUUUUAAAUAUUCAGCAAAUGAAAUGUGAUUCAACUUAAGAUACUAGUAAAUUCAAGAUGAAGCAGAUUUGUGAAAAUAAACAAAAGUCUUAAGCAAAUUAUGAGAACUGUCUUGCAUGUCGUGCUGAUGAUUUUGUUAUGGUGACUUUUUAUGGAGGCUUUGUUGAGAAUUCUUAGCAUCUAAUGAGAACAAACUAAGCAUUGAUCCUUGGUGGUCUAUUAAGACCUGCAUAGCCAGUGCCUUCAAGCCUUUGGAUUACCUUUAAUAUCAUUCAUCAUAAAGCCAUAGCUAAAACUAGGUUCAGUUGGGCAUUUUUGUAUAGUUAAACAUCAUUGAAGAUACAGAUGAUUUUUAUGCUCCUUUUCUUGCAUUUUUCAUGAAAGAUAUUCGUAACUUAGGUUUAGGGUUAAAACCCUCCGUUCACAUGGUAGAAAUGUCUAUAACACAGAUUAGGUCACUUAAUUGCUUGUUAAGACAUGAAAUCAUUUUAUGAUGAUCAAAUUGCACCUGUAUUGUCCCCUAUCCUGAUUUUCUAAAAUUUUCUUUGAUCGAUUUAUAAUGCAUAUUGCCUGUGUGAUUAAACUAAUGCACCUUGAUAAUAAAUUAAGCGCAGGCAAUUUACAGUUUCAUAUAAUUAAGAGCAAUGUGUUUUCUUUUCAUGUUGGAUAUAUUUGUGUGGCAAUAACUUGUUGAAAGCUAACACAAAACAAACUUGAGUGUCUUUCCUUAGAAUAUAUGCUUCUCAUUGAAGACAAAAUAUGACAAAUAUUAAAGGGAUAUGAAAACGUUCUUGAGACUAAGAAGAGUUCAAGAGAUUUUGCAUCAAAUUAUGAAGGAUUAUGAGGAGAAAUGGCAGUCAAGGUUUAAAUCUGAAGCAAUUUAAAGAGGAUUAUAUCAUUAAUUUAUUUUUGAAUGACUUCUGUAACUGUGUCUCAAUGAUGAUAUCUGGAUUGUGCUCGAUUGUUUGUAACAACUUUUCAUUUAUUCACAAUGCGAGAAAAAAAGGAGCUGGUCAUUUUGAGUCUAAUAGACAUAACAGUACACCUGGAUUGACAUUAAACUGGUAAAAUUUCACCUGCAAAGAUUUACAAAUAGAGCAUUUUUAAUUGAAUGAAAUGGUCAAGUUGACCUGAUAUGAUUUUAUAUUCCAAAAAAAGAUAAAUCAAAUGUAUAUUUUUUUUGUUCCUUUGAAUGUGAUUGUGAAGAGUUUAUCCGGGAAAAUGUGAGACAUUGGUGUUGUGUUUAUUUCUUUUUUCUUACCUGCUCAACUUGGAUGUCUUCUCUUUCAUUGUCAGGAAACUAGUCAUUUUCAUCUUGUUUUUUUUUAAUGAUAGGUUUUAUUUAACCUCAGAACCAUGUAACACUCAUAAGUGACAUGACCCUUGUUUCACAAAGCAAAGUGAUUAAUCAUUCAGUUGGUGUGUAUGCUUGAUUCAUUGUACAUAAUAAUCAAUGCUAUUAAUCAUAAAAUCCAAUGGCAAUGGUUUGUGUCACAGGCUUAGACAAAGGUAUGUUUUGCUGGACAUAGAAAAUGUGACAUUGCAAAAACUUUCUUCACAAUCUCAUGAGUUUUUGAUAAUUUUGUUUCCGAUUAUCAUUUAAUAUAACCUCUUUAAUUUGUAAGUUUUGUAUUGAGCCCACUCAUCAUUCGCCUCAUCAGUUCAUUUAUUUAUCUUAGCAUUAUUGACAUUUUAUUUACUUUAUUAUAACAACAACAAAUAAAAUAUUUGAGAAAAGUUUGUCCAAGCAGAUAUUUAGAAGAAAAUUGCAAUCACUCAUGUUUUCAAAUCAUUACAUCUUUCUAGGAGGGAGUGUUCAUACAAGUUUCUCAACUGUAUGCCCUGCAGUUUGGCACCAUGAUUGUAAAUCAACUUCAUGGAAGACUGACUCUGCAUUGCAGUGGAACGUGACUAUCAUUACCAAUAUGUUUGAGUACUUGUUGCGUUCAGAUGAUUCUAGCAGCUGCAGUUCUGAUACCAUCACACAUAUCUAAGGGAACCUGUGUCAGCAUUUGAGCAUUGUAUUUCUAAAUGUGACUAACAAUUGAACACUUGAAUUCAUUUGUGUUUUAUGCAAAAUGUGUUUCCUAACAGCAUUUCUUGGCAUAGCAUAUCUUGAACACAUCCCUUGAUAAUUGACUAUAUGCAGAGUUUAAAAUGUUAUUCAAGAAAUUUUAUUUUGAUCUUAAAGCAUAGCUGGUAUUUGAUAUUAUAAGGAAAAUGAAAAACAAGAGAAAAAUAAUGAAUGCUUUCACCAUUUUGUCAUUGUUCAGUUCAAAGCUGUUUUUGUUUUAUUCUGUUUAAUUCCUUGUUUUCAAAUUUCUAUUUUUUGUGUGUCUUCUGUUGUAAAAUAAUACUGACAGUUCAAUUUAGCCUUUUAGGCAACUCCCAUAUGCCUUGAUUGUUUUACAAACACUAUUACAGGAUUUGUUUCCCUUUAUUUGUUGGUAUAAAUUUGGACAAAGCCAUGUUGACAUAGUUUUUAAUCAACAUGUUUUUUUUUAUGGUACGAUUUCUCCAGGAAUCCUAACAACAAUAUUUUGAGGAAUUGUGUAAAGGUUGAAAAGUAUAUCAUUGAUGAUGGAAGUGAAUUUAUAUAUAUUUUUUUCUCCUUCAAAUGAAUGAAAAUACUUGGAAGUGUGAUAGCCUGUAUAGUUCAACAUAUUUUUUUGUUUAAAGCUAUAUGUGAGGAUUUUUAAGAAAGAUCUUUGGUUGUGUUGGGUGCCCAACGUGAAAAUAACGGUGGCACAGACAUCAAUCUUACUUAUCACUGAACAAAAUAACUGAAGCGUAAGAGAUGUUGGUUUUUUAUACGAUUGCAAAGAAGUUAAAGAGAAUAAAUACGAGUGGAAAUCCACGUAGAUGAAUAUUAUUGAGAGAUUGAGAAUUACUUGGUGACACAUGAAGCAGUUUGUGCACAAUGUAAUGAUUCUCUGCUGUUUAUGAUGAGAAGUGUCUCAAUAAAUGAAAAGAAAGUUUGUUAAA
Molecule: messenger RNA, 7837 nt
Organism: Lytechinus pictus (painted urchin)
Lineage: Eukaryota; Metazoa; Echinodermata; Echinoidea; Temnopleuroida; Toxopneustidae
Product: vasculin-like
Exons: 12
Coding region: 1126-3237 (703 amino acids)
Biological process (GO): positive regulation of DNA-templated transcription; DNA-templated transcription
Cellular component (GO): nucleus
Molecular function (GO): RNA binding; DNA binding
Source: RefSeq, a predicted model, not a curated record